Homarus americanus (American lobster) is the source of this 702-nucleotide messenger RNA. Its product is annotated as keratin-associated protein 16-1-like. The transcript has a single exon. The record is from RefSeq and is a predicted model, not a curated record. The coding region runs from base 1 to 702 and encodes 233 amino acids. Lineage: Eukaryota; Metazoa; Arthropoda; Malacostraca; Decapoda; Nephropidae.
AUGUGUCCCUGGUGUCCCCCUUGUGUCCCCUUGUGUUCCUGGUGUCCCCCAUGUGUCUCCUGGUGUCUCCUGGGUGUCCCCCUUGUGUCCCUUGUGUCCUCUUCCAGGUCCCCAUGUGUCCCCUGGUGGCCCUGGUGUCCCCCAUGUGUCCCCUUGUGUCCCCUGGUGUCCUCCUCUUGUGUCCCUCUCCUGUGUCCCCCAUGUGUCCCCUGGUGUCUCCCCAGUCCUCAGGUCCCCUGGUGUCCCUCUCAGUCUCUUAUCCCUAUGUGUCUCCCAGGCUCCUCUGGUGUCCCCUUGUGUCCCCAUGUGUCCCCCAGGUGUCCUGGUGUCCCCCGUGUCCCCCCUGGUGCCCCAUGUGUCUCCUGGUGUCCCCAUGUGUCUCCUGGGUGUCCCUUUAGGAACCCCUGGUGUCCCCAUGUGUCCCCCUUGGUGUCCUCUUCUGUGUCCCCCUUUGUUCCCUGGGUGUCCCCUGUGUCCAUAUGUGUCCCCUGGUGUCCCCGUGUGUCCCCUUGUGUCCUUUGGUGUCCCCGUGUGUCCCCUGGUGUCCCCGUGUGUCCCCCUGUGCCCCCUGGUGUCCUCUUGUGUCCUCUUGUGUCCCCUUGUGUCCCUUUUUGUCUCCUGGUGUCCCUUUGUGUCCCCUGGUGUCCCCAUGUGUCCUCUAGUGUCCCCUUGUGUCCUCUGGUGUCCCAUUGUGUCCUCUAG